GUAUGACCCCUUCACCAUCUUCCAGAAAGGGAGUAGGCGAAAUGUCUCACGGCGACAUGACUGUCAAGGCUGACGCUUCUCUCCGCUCGGAUAGAAGCGCGAACUCUCCGCAGCAGAAACAGGCGAAGCAGCAGCAGCAGCAGCAGUCAGCAAGCAGCAGCAGCAGCAGCGGAACCCGAUCAAUCCAAACUUCGUCUGUUUCUCGGAGCGAGGACGGGGGAGCAGCGGCGCCGUCGGGUGGGGAGGCUGAGGUGACAGAAACUGAAACGGAAAACGUUAACGGCCAGACUCCUGCUGCUGCUGCGGCCGCUGCUUCCGCCGAUGGCGAAACACGAAGGACAGACGGAGAGUCGCAUGCGAGCGAUCCUGCGUCGCAGCCGUCGCAUCCGCCGCAGCAGGUGUCGUUCAAUCCGCUAGUAGGGGUUGCUCCGUCGAUCGCCGCGCAGACGUUCACGUUUCGCGAGCUCGAGCGUGCGACGGGUGGGUUCUCGAAGAAGAACUUCAUAGGCGAAGGAGGCUUUGGACGCGUCUAUAAGGGAAAGCUGGAGUCCACUGGCCAGAUUGUAGCCGUAAAGCAGCUUGACCGUAACGGAAUGCAAGGCAACCGAGAGUUUCUCGUGGAGGUGCUCAUGCUGUCAUUGUUACACCACUCGCAUCUCGUGAACCUGAUUGGUUACUGCGCCGAUGGCGAUCAGCGGCUAUUGGUGUACGAAUUCAUGGCAAACGGCGCACUAGAGGACCAUCUACUCGACCUGCCGGAGGGCAAAGAGCCGUUGGAAUGGAAUAUGCGCAUGCACGUGGCUGCUGGCGCCGCCAAGGGUCUCGAAUAUCUACACGUCAAGGCGAAUCCUCCCGUUAUAUAUCGCGAUUUUAAAUCAUCAAAUAUCCUUCUGAACGAAUCAUGGCAUCCGAAGCUUUCCGAUUUUGGCCUCGCGAAGCUGGGCCCGGUUGGCGACAAAACUCACGUUUCUACACGCGUUAUGGGAACGUACGGUUACUGUGCACCCGAGUACGCUAUGACGGGUCAGCUUACAGUGAAGUCGGACGUGUACAGUUUCGGUGUGGUGCUUUUGGAGCUGAUUACUGGUCGGCGGGCGAUUGACAUGAGGAGGCGACACGGCGAGCACAAUCUCGUCGCAUGGGCUCGACCACUAUUCAAAGACCGGCGGAAGUUUCCAGCCAUGGCGGACCCGGGACUGAGGGGUCGCUAUCCCAUGCGCGGGCUGUAUCAGGCUCUCGCGGUGGCGGCGAUGUGCUUGCAGGAGCAGGCGGCUCAGCGACCCAUGAUUGGCGAUGUGGUUACCGCACUGAGCUACCUCGCCAACCAGCCUUUCGACCCGGAUAAGAUCUCACGUCUCACCUCACCAUCAUUCCUCCCCCUUUCGUCCAACCACAGGCCGCCACCUGGCACGCCGCAGCACAAUCCGAUGGACAGGCGGAGCAACUCCAGUGGAGGCGGGGGAGGGGGCGAGCGCAAGGGCUCCCGCUCCCCCGCCCCCCACCACCACGGAGGGGCUAGACGCUCCGCCCUGUCCCCCAUGCAAUCCCCAGAUGUGAGACACAUGCACCACCACCACAUGAACCACCACCGGUUCUCGGAACGGGGCGAGGAGGAAGGAGCGGGAGGGUCUGUGGGUGCUGCAGGUGGUGUUGCUGGGUCGGCGAGUCCGAUGCGAGUGAGGGGUGGAGGGGGGUAUAGGGAGGGGCCGGUGGGGUAUAGGGAGAGUCCGGGGCAUGGGGGGGUGGGGAGUGGAGGCCGGACGCCGAAGAAUCAGAAGGGGUAUGGAGAGAAUUGGCGUGCGCGAGGGGAGGAGAGAGGGGGAGGAGGAGGAGAGGAGAGUAGGUGA
Messenger RNA from Closterium sp. Naga37s-1, 1847 nucleotides. Lineage: Eukaryota; Viridiplantae; Streptophyta; Zygnematophyceae; Desmidiales; Closteriaceae. The record is from the annotation of a GenBank genome assembly.